AUAAGGGAACACGACAACAAGUAGUAAGUUACAGGUUACAGCAUAAAUCAAGAAAAUCUAGGGCCAUGAAAUACUCUAGUGGUCUAGUGCUUCUGAACAUGGCAAGAAUGCAGGCCAUAGAUCUCGCCACCGCGCAGCCACUCUCUCUAACAGUUGGGUCCCAACCUCUCCUGUCCCACUUGGCAUUGUCACCAAGCUGCCGCAGCUUGCCACCAAUGGGGAGCGCCAGAGCGGCCGCCCGCGUCCCUUUGUCUAUCCAAAAGCGGUGGAGCUCAUCGCCACCAUCCAAUCGAAGCGCACAAGACAAGAGCCCCGGCCCCCGGUUGUAGUGGGCUAGUGGCUGGCGCUGGAGUCUCCUCCACUCCUCCAAGCUUCGGCCGACGCUCCCUUCACCUGCUCCUUCUCCUCCAUCAGGUGCAGUUUGCAUUAUCCCUGGAUCUCACUGAUUAGUCGCAUGUGAGCUGAACUUGCUUUUCUGAAAAUUGGAACUUCAGUACAAGUUUCAGAUAGGAUUCAGGGAGAAAUGAUCUCUUUUAACAAUUUAUUUGGGAGCUCGCUGCAGCCUUCUCUCAAGUUUUACAGAAAAUGCCUGACAAAUAACCCAUAUUUUGCGCUGACCAUGCAUUCAGUUACAAAGCCCUUGGGUACAGCUAUGAUGGUGAAGAGGGCACGUUUGAAGCCGCAUGCCACAGACAUGAAGCGGAACCCCCAGGUACAUGAGCUUUACGAAUUGGUUUAUAGACUUCCAGAGAACCUUAGCUGGCUGUUGGCACCACCAGAAGUUCCUAAAAGACCUACCUCGAAGAAGAAAAAACAAAAGGAUGAAAUAGUGACUAGUAACAGCUUUGGUGUGAUCUUGGAGUGGGAGGGAGUUGUUGUGGACGAUGAUGAUCCAGACUUGGAGCCCCGGGUUUGGUAUGUUCUAUCACUUGAAGAGGGAAAGUCUUUCCCUCCAGAUGCAUUGCUGAAGAAAAUUGAGGGAAUGAGAACUGACCAGGCUAUUUCAGAAGUCUUAUGUUGGUCAGAAGAUCCAGCAGAAAUUCAAAGGUUGGCAGCACACAAGGAGGUAAUAUAUCAAACACUCAGAGGUGGAUACUACCAGCUGCGAUCAGGUGUGCUUGAUUUCUUGAACACCCUUGUGGGUUUGGACAUUCCAAUAGCAAUUGCAACUCCUCACUCAAGGAAGAGUCUCGAAGAAGGGAUUAAAACUGUUGGUCUGCAAGGCUACUUUGAUGCUAUAAUUGCAUUGGAGGACUUCUGCCUAGGGAAACCUGAUGGUGAGAUGUUUGAGGUCGCGGCAGAGCAACUUGGUCUGGAGCCAGAUGUUUGUGUUGUGUUUGGUAACUCAAACUUGACGACGGAAUCUGCACAUAACGCUGGGAUGAGGUGUGUGGCAGUUGCAGGCCGACACCCUGCCUAUGAGCUCCAAGCAGCAAACCAUGUUGUGAGAUGGCUUGACCAACUCUCUAUUGUUGACUUGCAGAGGCUUGCUAAUGGUGAAGUUAUUGGUCGCAGGGGUAGAGAAUCUGACAUGGAUAUGGAAAUUGUGAUUGAGGAAUGAUGCUUCUGCAAACAUGACGUACCAAAUAUAUCGUUGUACUUAUAAUCUGAUGUAGCGUAAGUACUGCAUUACAUUUUGUAAACAGGCCAAGCAGGGCAAGAUCAGGACUAAUGAUAGUCCUAAGUUUGCAUUACCUUCUUGGUUUGCUUGUGACGCAUUGGAAUUCAUUUAGCCUAAAACACUUAGUCAUUAGAGUUGGAAGUGAUGAAAUUGCCAUAUAUGAACUUGGGAGACGUGUGCAGGACAGACACAAGAUUGUCAGUUGACUUACGUGUUCCUUCUUCA
This is a messenger RNA of Sorghum bicolor (sorghum), 1846 nucleotides long. RefSeq names its product 5-amino-6-(5-phospho-D-ribitylamino)uracil phosphatase, chloroplastic. The record is from RefSeq and is a predicted model, not a curated record. Bases 524 to 1561 code for a protein of 345 amino acids. The transcript has 2 exons. NCBI's taxonomy places the organism in Eukaryota, Viridiplantae, Streptophyta, Magnoliopsida, Poales, Poaceae.